UAAAAGUGGGAGAAAAAUUCUAAGUCUUUAUAAAGUUGUACUUCGUAAAUAGUUUCUCUUUUUAUUAGUAGUCACUAAAAAUUAUUUAGUACUGCUAUAAAUUUGUAUUUUUUUGUCCUAAUAUGAGUUUCAAGCCUAUCAAUGAAUCAAAAGAAGAUUUUCGAGUUUAUCUUGCCAAGCAAGGAGUUCUUGAUGCCUUGAGUAAGGUUCUUUCUAACAUACACGAAGUUCAACCGGAAAAUCCCCUGGAGUUUAUUCAUUCGAAUGUAGCAAUUUCCUUGUCGCAAAAGGAUACAAUUCGUGAUCUCGAGUCCAAAUUGAAUGAUGCAAAACAAGAAAUUGUUCGACUACAGAAGGAAAAUGAUCGCUUGAAGCAACAACAGAAUCGCGGUGCUUUUAGUUACGUCAAAAAUAAAUAAAACUUUAUUUAAAUGUCUCUUUUUAUAUAUAAGAUUAGAAUUUUGAUCAAAAAAUUUAUAUUUUGAAAGUUCAAUAAAAACAAAAAAAUGAUUUGUU
Molecule: messenger RNA, 516 nt
Organism: Clunio marinus
Lineage: Eukaryota; Metazoa; Arthropoda; Insecta; Diptera; Chironomidae
Source: the annotation of a GenBank genome assembly